AACAACCUGCCAAGGUUGCACCUGAUACUCAAACAAAACCAAAAAAUUGGCAUAUUCGUGAUGACCCAAUUACAUGGAAGAAUUGGUAUAAACAUGUAAAUUGGAUUCAUGCAGUUUUACUUCUUUCAACUCCAUUGAUCGCACUUUAUGGCCUUUUAUUUAUUGAAAUACAAAGAAAGACAGUGAUAUGGGCAGUUUUUUACUACUAUAUAACUGGUUUGGGGAUCACAGCAGGACACCAUAGAUUAUGGGCUCACCGUGCAUAUAAAGUAUCUCGUCCGUUCGAAAUAUUCCUCAUACUCGCAUGCUCCGGCGCUGUGGAAGGUUCUAUCCGAUGGUGGUGCAAAGGACAUCGAGCUCAUCAUCGAUGGACAGAUACUGAUGCAGACCCUUACAACGCAAAUAAAGGUCUCCUUUACUCACAUAUCGGCUGGAUGCUUUUAAAGCAAAAUCCUAAUCGUGUUGGAAGGGCUGAUAUUUCUGAUUUAAAUGCUGAUCCUCUGAUUAUGUUUCAGCACAAAAAUUAUUGGAUUUUCGCGCUCUUUAUGGGAUUUUUAUUUCCUACUAUGGUUGCUGGUUUUGGUUGGGGUGACUGGCGAGGAGGUUUUUUUUUCGCUGCCGUAUUGCGUCUAGUUUUUGUACAUCACGCAACAUUUUGUGUUAACUCAUUAGCGCACUAUCUUGGCGACACGCCAUUUGAUGAUCGUCGUACUCCACGUGAUCACUUCAUAACUGCCCUUCUAAGUUUGGGUGAAGGAUAUCAUAAUUUCCAUCAUGAAUUUCCAAUGGAUUACCGAAACGCUAUUAAAUUUUAUCAAUAUGAUCCAACAAAAUGGUUAAUUAGAUUUUUAUCGUAUUUUGGUGUUGCGCACCAUUUAAAGAAAUUCCCUGAAAACGAAAUAAAUAAAAGUAUGAUAAUAAUGAAACAAAAGAAAUUAGAUAGAGAGAAAUUGAAAUUGGACUGGGGCAUACCAUUAGAUAAAUUGCCAAUUUAUACUUUUGAGCAAUAUGUGGAAAAUGCGAAAGAGAACAAUUGGAUUUGUAUAGAAGGGAUUAUUCAUGACGUUAGUGAAUUUAUUGAAGAACACCCUGGUGGUAGAUCAAUACUAACAGCUUCAAUAGGGAAGGAUAUGACGGCAGCUUUUAAUGGUGGUGUUUAUGACCACUCUAAUGCCGCUAGAAAUUUGAUGGCGUCUUUACGCGUUGGUGUUGUUUCGGGCGGAGGCGAAGUUGAAUGUCGUAAGACAAAAUAG
This is a messenger RNA of Dentiscutata erythropus, 1253 nucleotides long. NCBI's taxonomy places the organism in Eukaryota, Fungi, Glomeromycota, Glomeromycetes, Diversisporales, Gigasporaceae. The record is from the annotation of a GenBank genome assembly.